GGCAUGCAUUUGCCACGCAUUUGAGUGGAAGAACCUGGAAAGGUAAAAUCAAGACAAGGCAUUUAGUCAUAUAAAAAAAAAAGAACUUGUGUGCUAUCCUAUUGAAGACGGUGAAAUUGACUUGCGAGGAAGACAUGGCCGACGACAUCUUAAGUAUUAUACAAGCAAUUGAUCCAUUGUACAGGAUCAACGGCCAUUUACCACCAUACUAUGCUGAGAUGAUAGCCAAACUGAAGAAACCGCCAAGGAUAUCCAACCCAGAUGAACUGAAUGCUGAGGAACUAAGCAAAUUCCACUUGAAGGUGUUGAAAAGACCUGCUUUCGCUACACCUGAACUGAGGUCAUACGGUGUUCAAGAGUUCUACACCAACACCUUGGACCUGGAAUUUGACAAUCCUGAAUGGAGGGCCUUUGACAGUUCUGCCCCAGUGCAUUUAGAGGACUGGCAGCACAUCACCAAGGUUGAUGAACUUCUGUUAAAAAACUUAAUAGAGAGCAGUGGUAUGGAGGACAAAUUUGGGAAGCAGUGCCAUUACAUGCGGCAUCUUGUGGUGCACUCACCUGAGGACAAGGAGAAGAAGAAGUAUCUAUCUGAUAACAAAAAGAAGGCCCAUGACCCUUUGGCGGCGUCGGCGAGUCACUCUGGAGCUCGCCCCCGCUUCCCUCCUCAGCCCACAAGAAAGGACGCUCUCCUUCCUGCAAUUAUGUCUCAAGCUGAAGCGAAGAAGACAACCCCCAGCAGCUCCUCCGCAGGUCCCCACCCUAAGCCCAAGGUGUUGUUGAUGAUGCCGGAGAGAGACAUGCUGGCCCAUUAUUAUUUCAGAGAAUUUAUGCCUGCAUUUGUUGACCUCUUGUACAAAGAGAAGGAUAAACAAGAGUGUCUUCGGGAAAUUUGGAACUCUUAUGAUAGAGGUAUUCCCAUUGUGGGGUAUGUACCUUAUGAUAUGAUUCCUGAGAGAUUUCUCGAAGAACUCGAGGAAGACAAUGCCAGCUCUGGAGGUGAAAAAGUCAUGGAGGUGGACUAGCUGGGAGAAGGAGAUCGCUGCCCAGGAUAACUGAUCAAGUUCUUUGUUAGCUAGUAUUUUUUGUGAUGAUACUGAGCUGGGAGAAGGAGGUGGGCUAGCUGGGAGAAGGCUUUUGCUGCCCAUGAUAACUGAUCAAGUUCUUUGUUAGCUAGUAUUUUUUUUGUAAUGAUACUGAGCGAGUGCCGUGUGGUUUAGCACAUCUUUUUAUCCCAGUCUCCUAGUUUAGUGGUACCUUAGUGAUACAGAUUGAUAGCUUCCGGAAACUUUCUAUUGGUUGAUAUCUUCUGGAAA
This is a messenger RNA of Triticum aestivum (bread wheat), 1316 nucleotides long. RefSeq lists its product as uncharacterized. The record is from RefSeq and is a predicted model, not a curated record. Bases 135 to 1025 code for a protein of 296 amino acids. Lineage: Eukaryota; Viridiplantae; Streptophyta; Magnoliopsida; Poales; Poaceae. The transcript has 5 exons.